Messenger RNA from Trichomonas vaginalis G3, 282 nucleotides. Its product is annotated as peptidyl-prolyl cis-trans isomerase protein. Gene Ontology annotation, molecular function: RNA binding. The record is from RefSeq and is a predicted model, not a curated record. The transcript has a single exon. Lineage: Eukaryota; Parabasalia; Trichomonadida; Trichomonadidae. The coding region runs from base 1 to 282 and encodes 93 amino acids.
AUGACUGAUAGGUGCAUAAUUUUAGUUAGCAAUCUUCCACCUCAGACAACAGAGCAAACAAUCAAAGAUGCGUUUGUAAUAUUCGGAGAUCUUGCAGAUAUUAAAAUGAAAAUGGACCGCAACCAAGCAUUAAUCGAGUUCAAUUAUGAAUCAGAUGCUGAAGCAGCAAUUGAUAAUAUGGAUGGAGCUGAAAUUUACGGUCAGACCAUUUAUUGUACCUUUGCAACAAAAGGAAAUCUUGUCGAUAAAACAAAACCAGUUUGGGAUGGUAAUUUGAAUUGA